CCAGUCAGUUCUCAUUUGUUUACAAACAAUAUUCAUCUUCACCUUCACCUUCACCAUAACCAUAUUCACAGAGAAACUGAAACAUUCUACAAUAUUUCGUGCUCCAAAUUAUAAAGGGUAUUAAAAGGUUAGUGUAUUGGAAAGCCGCCUGAAUGAAUAACUAAAAUGUAAGUUUUUUUUUACUUUUACUAUUUUCAAACAAUACUUUAAAUGCGUGAUUUGUGUAAAUUUGAGACUUACAGAACAAGAUAGCAACAUUACAUAUAAUGAAGAUAACUAUUUUAAUUUUAUCCACAUUAAUAUAUUCUGUACAUAACUAUAAUGUCCUUAUAGUUUGUCCUAUGGUUUCACGUAGUCAUUUUAUUCUUGGAAAUGCACUAGGAAGAGGUCUUGUAGAAGCUGGACACCAAGUAACAGUAGUUAGUCCUUAUGAAGAUAAAAACCCGCUAAAAGGUUAUAAGGAUGUAGUUUUAACAGGUUUAGUAGAAGCAAAAGAUGGUCCAACUAUUGAAAUGGGCAACAUAAGUCCUUUCAUAAUGAUUGGAUUUAUCAAUUUUAUGGGCAGCCAAAUUACUAAUGCCGCUCUUAGCCAUGAGAAUUUUAAGAAGUUGAUUAACUCAAAUGAAAAAUUUGAUGUAGUAAUUGUACAAAAUUUCAAAUCAGACGCUCUCAAUAUUCUUCAAUGUCAUUACAAUGCUCCAUUAAUUGUCUUUGGUGUAACUGGACCAAGUUUCUGGGUAAACCCUAUAGUAGGCAGUCCACUUGAACCAUCGUACUUUCCAGAUUUCUUCUUAGAUUACGACAGUAACAUGAAUUUGUGGCAAAGAACAGUAAAUUCAGUUUUACUUCUAUGGAACUAUCUCAUUAAACACUUAUAUUUUAUGCCUCAGCAAAAGAAGUUAAUGAGUGAACAUUUUCCAAAAUGCACAGACCAGGAUGCUGCUUUUUAUAAUGCUUCACUAGUGUUUCUGGUAAAUCAUGAAAGCGCCAAUCAACCUAUGCCUCUAGUACCCAAUAUGAUCAACAUUGGUGGUCACCACGUGAAGCCUGCAAAAGAGUUACCUAAAGAUCUAAAAGUAUUUAUGGACAAAGCCAAAGAAGGAGUUGUCUACUUUAGUCUUGGUACGAACGUUGAUCCUACUAAGAUGGCGCCUGAGAUACUAAGAGCUAUAGUUAAUGCUUUAGGAAAACUAAAACAAAAAGUUCUUUGGAAAUACGAUGGAGACGUACCAAAUUUACCCAAGAACAUACAACUUGGAAAAUGGUUUCCACAAAGAGAUUUAUUAGCUCAUCCCAAUUUAAAACUCUUCAUUACACAUGGAGGCUUGCUAAGUACUUUGGAGACAGUUUACCAUGGAGUUCCUAUAUUGGCCUUGUCGGUAUUCGCAGAUCAGAAGAUGAAUGCAGCUAAAGCACAAGAAGCAGGCUAUGGAUUACACCUUCCUUUUCUAGCAAUAACUGAAGAUAAAUUAACUAAUGCUCUACACGAGGUACUAACAAAUCCAAAAUACAGAGCAACCGCCAAAAUCAGAUCAAGUUUAUUCCAUGAUCGUCCCAUGAAACCGCUAGAUCUGGCAAUUUAUUGGACAGAAUUCGUAAUCAGGCAUAAGGGGGCGCAUCACCUGAGAGUGGCAGCUUUGGAUUUGCUAUGGUACCAAUACCUUCUAUUAGACGUUAUUGCAGUUGUGACAAUUAUUAUUUUUAGUGUAUUUACAGUAUUAUACCUAUUAUGUGUUAAGCUGUGUUGUUCAAAACGAAACAAAAAGACCAAAAAAGAGUGAUCCUUUUUAACAUAAUGUGUUUUUAAAUAAACAAAAAAUACUCAUUA
Diabrotica virgifera virgifera (western corn rootworm) is the source of this 1828-nucleotide messenger RNA. RefSeq names its product UDP-glycosyltransferase UGT5-like. The record is from RefSeq and is a predicted model, not a curated record. The coding region runs from base 267 to 1781 and encodes 504 amino acids. The transcript is spliced from 6 exons. Lineage: Eukaryota; Metazoa; Arthropoda; Insecta; Coleoptera; Chrysomelidae. Gene Ontology annotation, molecular function: UDP-glycosyltransferase activity.